Messenger RNA from Thamnophis sirtalis, 429 nucleotides. The record is from RefSeq and is a predicted model, not a curated record. NCBI's taxonomy places the organism in Eukaryota, Metazoa, Chordata, Lepidosauria, Squamata, Natricidae.
CUUCCUGCCUGGCCGGCUGGCUGUCGGCGGCGGCGGCUCCACGGCGCAGGCCCGCUGCAGCGCAGCCGCUCUGAGCAGUAACCAUUCAUGGAGGAACAUACGGUCACGCAGACCGAGCACAUGGCGACCAUAGAGGCCCACGCGGUGGCCCAGCAAGUCCAGCAGGUCCACGUGGCCACGUAUACGGAGCACAGCAUGCUGAGUGCCGACGAGGAUUCCCCCUCUUCGCCCGAGGACACGUCCUACGACGACUCGGACAUCCUCAACUCCACGGCCACCGACGAGGUGACAGCCCACCUGGCCGCUGCAGGGCCGGUGGGAAUGGCCGCCGCCGCCGCCGUGGCCACCGGUAAAAAAAGGAAGCGGCCUCACGUUUUUGAGUCCAACCCAUCCAUCCGCAAGAGGCAGCAGACGCGGUUGUUACGGUAA